AUGUCGACCAUGAAUGUAAUCUACACGAUUCUUUGCAAUAAAUUGAUCAACGAUUUGUUUCAUGGACAUUUGAGCAAAAAGACCAGACUGCAACAAAAGAAACUUUUGACAGCACUCUCCAUUCAGACAGCAAUUCCCCUAAUUUCAAGUGGAUUGCCUUGGUUCUACUAUGGCACAAUCAUUGGAAUCGGACAAACAGAAAUCAAACAAACCUUGAAUAACAUCGCUUUUGCCUUUCUCGGAUCUCAUGGCACUCAAUCAUCACUCGCUUUGUUAGUCUUAACUGAACCCUAUCGAGUAUUUCUUUUACGAUCUCUUCAGAAAAUUCCCAUUCUGAAGAGAUUAGCAACAUUCUACCUGACGAAAAGAGGAAAUGUCUUUGUUGUUCCAUCUACUUCAAACAAUACCCGUACCGGAGUUCAAACCUCC
This is a messenger RNA of Mesorhabditis belari, 429 nucleotides long. The record is from the annotation of a GenBank genome assembly. NCBI's taxonomy places the organism in Eukaryota, Metazoa, Nematoda, Chromadorea, Rhabditida, Rhabditidae.